AGUUUAUUAAUAGCUUGGUCCGAACAUUCCAAGUUUCUGAAAUAAGUUGUUUAUUUAUUCACAUUAUGAAUUAAACUAAGUUACUAUAUAUCCUUAAGGGAAAGGGGUAUAAAAAUGACCGCUCCAAAGCUAUUAUAUACGAUAGAGCAGCCCCAUGGGUUGGGCGAGUUGUAUUUCGCGUGGCAGAAGGGCGAAGGCCGGUCUCUGCUGGCGACUACGGGGACGGAUGCUACAGUGGCCAUACAUGACCGCAGUGGGCAGCUGAUGGAACGCAUGAAGUUGCAAGGCCUAUGUGCCGGUAUGGAAUGGGACAAUGAUGGGGACUACCUAGCGGCAAUAACUCCAAACACAAACUCUGUGCUACUCUGGGAAUGCCACUCCAACAAGCGGCUGAAUGUGGAAACAGGGCUUCGGGAGGCACCUUCCUGCCUCGCCUGGGGUUAUGGUGAACCAAUGCUCGCUAUUGGCACGCAGAAAGGAAAUCUCGCUUUGUAUAAUCAUCAUACUACAAAGCGCAUACCAAUCAUAGGCAAGCACACAAAGAAAAUCACGAGCGCAGCGUGGAACAAGGACAACAUUCUCGUACUGGCGUCGGAGGACAAGAGUCUGUCCAUCAACAACGCGGACGGGGACACGCUGCGGGUCAUCUCCCUGCGGGACACGCCCAACGACCUGCAGUGCUCCGAGAUGAAGGCCGACGAGCGCGUGCCGGGCGAGAACACGAUCAGCCUGGUAGUAGGCAAACGGACAUUGUACCUGUACAACCUACUGAAUCCGGAUAAUCCUAUAGAACUAGCUUUCCAACAGCGAUAUGGCGCCAUCGUCGCCUACAAGUGGUACGGGGACGGAUAUAUUCUUAUAGGGUUCAGUGCGGGCUUCGUCAUAGCCAUAUCGACCCACAUCAAAGAGGUGGGUGAGGAGUUAUUCCAAGUGAGGAACCACAAGGAAACGCUGACAGAUGUCGCCGUGUUCAACGGGCAAGCCGCUUCCUGUGGCGACAGCCAUUUGAAGCUGAUAUCAGUGUGGAACAACGGCGAAGUCUCCGGGUCAGUGUUACCCCCCGGCGGCGCCGAGCGCUGCGCCUGGAGCUCCGACGGCCGCCUCCUGGCCACCGCCGGCCGCGCCUACCUCAACGUCUACGUGACAACCCUGCCGGCCUUGCAUGCGGCCUAUGGCACUAGGGCCGUCACACUCACGAGCUUGUCUGAGGCUACGCUGUACCAGUGUAUCCCCGUCGGCGAUGAGGAGGCUAAAUCGGAGCCAAGUGUACUAGCGACGUACGCGCUGCCCCUCGAGCCACAACUCCUGGCGCUAGGCGCCUCACACAUUAUAUGCGCUCGCGACGCGCACGCCUGGCUGUACCCGCUCGGCGGCGGCGUGCCCGUGCAGCGGCAGCACCCCGCCGCCGUGGACGCGCUGCGCGCCGCCGGGGAGUACUGUGCCGCGCUGAGCGCCGGCCGCGCCCUGCUGCACGCGAUCGAGCCCAUGGAGCCCGAGAACGCAGAACGGGACUCCAUAACGUUCCCUGAGCCUCACAUGCAAGAUGCCGUCAUCACGGACAUACAACUUACCAGCGAUUUCUUCAUAUUCGUCACUGACCAAGGUCACAUUGAAUAUUUCGGCCUAGAGGAAUGGCGAAACUCCGUUCGCUACAAACAUACUUGUGGGAUACGCAACGUCUACUGUGAUAUCGGCGGCACCCGCGCCUGCAUAGUGGACGAGCGGCGCCGCGUGCUGGUGUACUGCCCCGCGUCCGGAGACAUGUGUGCCGUGCCCAACAUCACCGGACCAAUCAAGGGCGUAAUCUGGGACAUCUGCCUCUCCGAGCGCAACGUGUUCGCCGUGCACACGCCGGGUGCCGUCCACACGUGCUACCUGAGCGCGCACGGCACGGCGGGCCCGCACGCCGCGCUCGUCCACACCACCGCCGUGCCGCCCGACACGGCGCCGCUCCUACUGUUCUCCGGCGACGUCUACUGCUACGGCCCGCAGGGAGCCGUGCUGAAAAUCCCCCUUGACUCACAUAACACGAGCGGGCUGGCCGACCCGGACCCGGAGAAACGCCUCGCGAACCAACGGAAACAUAUCGAGAAACUUCUACUGCUGAGACGGUUCAACGAAGCUUGGCUGUUUUGCGACGCUGUCGACGAAGAAGGCCUGUGGAGAAAGCUCGGAGAAGCGGCCAUAGCUGAGCUUAAUGCGGAGUUCGCAAUUCGUGUGUACACGCGGUUGAGUGACGUCGCUAUGGUGUGGGCAUUGGAGGACGCGUUGCAUAUAGAAGAUCUCUCCAUUUUGUGCGGCGUGUUGUCAGCGUCCCUUAACCUCGGCUCGGCGGCGGCGCGCUGGCUAGAAGGCGCCCCCAGCGGAGCUCUGCCGGCGCUGGAGCUGCACUGCGCGCGCGGGGACUGGGGCUCCGCGCACACGCUCGCGCUGCAGGCCUGCCCCGAGGCGGCGCCGCUUGUCGCGCUGCAUCGCGCGAGACACACCGAGCUGCUAGCUGACUACCACGAGGCCCUAUCCUUCUACGAACAAAGCAUUAUGCCCGACGACAGCACCGCCAAAGUCAAAGAUCACAACGAAAAAUGCGAGGCCGGCAUCGCGCGCAUGUCCAUCCGCUGCGGCGACGUCAUACGAGGCGUCACCACCGCCAUGAAAUAUGCGCACGAUAUAGAGUUACUUAAAGACUGUGCCCAGUUACUAGAAGACGAGAAACAGUACAGCCAUGCCGCGGCCCUUUACGAUCAUGCUGGAAACACUGAGAAAGCGGCGUCCUUGUAUAUAAAACUUAAGUCUUGGCUCAAAGUCGAAGCGUUACUCCCGAAAAUCAAUUCACCAAGCAUUCACAUACAAUACGCUAAAGCUAAAGAGGCCGAAGGCAGAUACCAUGAUGCGUUGAAGUCGUAUCUUAAGGCUGGUGAUUAUGAGGCGGCUAUAAGGCUCAAUUUGGAAAAGCUGGAUGAUGUAGACGAGGCUGUGAAUCUGGUUCAGGAAACUAAGUCGGUGCAGGGGGCGAAGAUGGUGGCGAAUUAUUUCCAGAACAGUGAUGAUCCAUCAUCAGCGAUCAAGUUUCUAGUGAUGUCGCUAUGUUACGACGAGGCUUUCCAAUUAGCUAGAAAGAAUGGAAAACUGCAUCUGUACGGGGAAAUCUUGAUACAGACGUCGCAGGCGAGGCCCGAGGAUUUCAGGUCAUUGGCGCUGCACUUCGAAGGCGAGAAAAACCACCUACUAGCCGGCAAGUACUUUUUCCACGCCGGUGAAUACAGCAAGGCCAUGUCCCACCUACUCAAGACUGGCGUGGAGGAGGAUGAGGCCAUCAGCGUCGCUAUUGAUGCAGCCGCGGCCUCUGAUGAUGAGAGGCUCACUAGAAGGCUGAUAGAAUACCUGCUGGGCGAAACGGAUGGCACACCACGGGAGCCUAAACAUCUGUUCCGGCUCUACAUGGCAAAGCGGCAGUUCGCGGAGGCGGCCAAGACUGCCGUGAUAAUAGCGGGCGCCGAGUGCCGCAGCGGCAACUACCGCGCGGCGCGCGACGUGCUGCGCGCCAUGUGCGUGUCGCUGCGCGCGCGCGGCCUGGCCGUGCCGAGGGACAUGCGCCACGCCGCCGCCACGCUGCACGCCUACAUACUGGUGCGCACACACGUGCGGCGCGGCCGGCACGAGCUGGCGGCGCAGCUGCUGUGCCGCACCGCCAAAGACGUCAGCUUCUUUCCCACACACCAACACCAAGUGUCAAUUCUGACAUCGACGGUGAUCGAGUGUUUGCGCGCAGGACUGAAGCAUCAGGCGCACCACUGGGCGCGCGUACUCAUGCAACCGGAGUAUCGGGCACAGAUCGACCCUAAAUACGUGAAGAAAGUGGAGUCGGCCGUGCGGCACCUGCCUCGUGCGGCCGCGCCCGCCGAGCCGACCGCGCCGUGCCCGCAGUGCGCCGCGCCCGUGCCCGCCGCCGCGCUCUCCUGCGCGCGCUGCGAGGCCACGCUGCCCAUGUGCAUAGCUACUGGCCUACACAUAGUGAAGGAAGACUUGACGGCGUGCCCCGAGUGCGACUUUCCCGCCAUCUACUCUGAAUUUACCGAAUUGCUUCAAGAAGAAGGCAAAUGUCCGAUGUGCGGUGAGAACGUCGACCAUCGACGUCUCGUCAAGAUAGACGACGUGUCGGCUUAUAUGGAUCUCAACAUCACUGAUUAAGGUGCCAAGGAUAUAGGGAUGUGGACCAUUGAGAAAGGUACAGCAUGUUGCUACGAUCACUUACUAAUCCGCUGCAUUAGCUCAGAUGGUGUGGGCACGUCCUUCGAAUGGAUGACAACCGCUUGCCUAAAGCUGUUCUCUACUGAGUUGGCGGUGGGUAAGGAAGCACGGUGGUCAGCACCUGCGCUACAAGGACGUGCUCAAACGGCAUCUGAGCGCUUGCGCCAUCGACCCCGAGCGUUGGGAGGAGCUUGCUGGAAGAUCAUCUUGAAGUUCUACCAUCCAUAAUGGUGUCAAAACAUUUGAAGAUGGCCUCACAAGCCUAUACGUAUAACGCAGUGGCCACCUUUAGUGUAACGCGUGAAAUAGAGCAUUUAAGAGCCAGUUCGGUCACGAGCUUACGCUAGACAACGUCCAUAAUGUUUAGGGUCGCCGUCAUCGAAAACAAUCACUUAAAUUAUAAACUGAAAUAGAUGUCAUAUGCUAAAGAAAAAGUGACUAAGCCCUUCAGUGGCGGAGGCCGGGUUCGAACCGGCGUGAUCAGCUUCGCGGAACUCCCUGGACCUCUAGGCCACCCCUUCACGGCGGUACGCACCCAAUUUCACGAUUAUAUGUCAUCUUAGAAAGACUAGGCUACUAGACUAUACCUACUAUGUAUACGAAAAUAAAUUGAU
Messenger RNA from Cydia strobilella, 4862 nucleotides. It is a transcript of the gene Oseg6, whose product is annotated as WD repeat-containing protein 19. The record is from RefSeq and is a predicted model, not a curated record. The transcript has 25 exons. Gene Ontology annotation, cellular component: intraciliary transport particle A; cilium. Lineage: Eukaryota; Metazoa; Arthropoda; Insecta; Lepidoptera; Tortricidae. Gene Ontology annotation, biological process: cilium assembly; intraciliary retrograde transport. Gene Ontology annotation, molecular function: protein binding. The coding region runs from base 115 to 4188 and encodes 1357 amino acids.